AUGCAGCAUGCCACAUGCUUGCGACUUCCUCUCAAGACUGGGUUUUGUAAUGAUCGCCGCGCUGUGGCCGGGCUGGCCCGCGCCAUGGCGACACCCAAGGGAAUGCGAGCAAAGUCCAUUGGCCACUAUAUCCUCGGCAAGACGAUCGGGGAGGGGACCUUCGGAAAGGUCAAGCUCGGAACCCACAUUCUUACGGGCGAGAAGGUGGCGGUGAAGAUUCUCGAGAAGGAGCGAAUUGUGGAUGUUGCUGAUGUGGAGCGAGUUGCCCGGGAAAUUCACAUCCUCAAACUGGUGCAGCAUCCGCACAUAAUUCAGCUCUACGAGAUCAUAGAGACACCACGUCAACUGUAUCUCAUUAUGGAGUACUGUCCCGGUGGGGAGCUCUUUGACUACAUCGUGGCCCAGGGCCGGGUGAAAGAAAGAGAGGCAUGCCGCUUCUUUCACCAGAUCAUGGCCGGGGUUGAGCAGAUCCAUAGGAUGAACGUCGUUCAUCGAGAUCUGAAGCCUGAGAAUCUGCUGUUGGAUGAGCAGAGAAACAUCAAGAUCGUGGACUUUGGCUUGAGUAACACAUACCAGGAUGGUCAGCUUCUGAAAACCGCCUGCGGGUCUCCGUGCUAUGCGGCCCCAGAGAUGGUUGCAGGUCAGCGCUAUGUUCCAUCCCGUUGCGACAUAUGGAGCUGCGGCGUGAUUCUUUUUGCCUUAGUCUGUGGAUAUCUUCCAUUCGAAGAUCAGAAUACAUCGGCCUUGUACCGCAAGAUUCUGAAUGCAGACUACCAGGCUCCGAAGUUUAUUUCGGAAAACGCACGCGACCUCAUUGCCAGGAUGUUGAACACUGACCCUGAGCAGCGCUACACCACGCCAAAGAUCCGAGCACAUGCUUGGUACCGGCAAAUCAGCGAGGCGUCGCUGUCCCUCAAUGGAGGUGCCGGGUCCAAGAUCCUUGAAGAGGACGUGCUGGACCAACUUGACCGUUUCGGCUUUCCCAGAGACUAUGCCAUCAAGUGCUUGCAGAUGGGAAAGCACAACCAUGUCACCACCACGUAUCAUUUGCUCGUCGAGAAGAAGAAGCGCUCAGGUGGAAGCUUGAAGGCCUUGGACCAGAAUGCGCAUGCUGGUUUCGAGGGCCCUAUCACGCGACCCGACUUCCGUGAGAUGGAGUUGCCCGCCGAGCGAUCUCCCUCACCAUCGCCGUUCCAGGCCGAAACUGCAGAAAAGCCCAAGCUCAGCCUUGAUGAGCCAGUGGCCCGCACGAUCGCCGCAGACGCAGAUCGCGCGGCCGGCGGAUCGUCGCCACGUUCUGCAGGAGGUUCCAAGACCCCAGAACCAGGAGCUCCGAACUACGGGAACUGGGCCUUUCCAGGGCAACUUCCUGGACAAGUUGCACCUGGGCAUGCUCCAGGUCCCGUCAAAAGCCAGGCAGAGGCUUCAAGCAAGCCAUUGGAGCCACGGCCGCCCUCUACAGGGCAUCCCAGCCGUGGCCGUCACCAAGACAUGAGUCACACAGCCACUCAUGGGACUUCGACGCCCGUUGGCAGGCGAAAAGUCUCCUCAUCUCAGGCCCAGACGCCGAACGGAUCCUCCUUCCAGCCGGCAUCAGGCACUCCGACACCAAGAGGAUAUCGAACGAGCACGCCUAGCGGCCGCCACAAUGCAGGUGAUCCUGGGCCUCAAAGCGCGCGGGAACCACAGAGACCUGGCACUUCACAGGGCAUGAACACCCCAACCCGGCCCGCCGGGCCGGCCUCAUCACGUGCUCAGUAUGUGAACGAGGCGCGAAGGAGGCACUAUGCAGCGCCGGAGGCUUCUUCAAGCUUUCCGGUGCCCCACAGACGGCCAUCAAAUACCAGCAGCCGCCGCAUCGGUGGGCCAGCAGAGGGUGCUGCAGCAACAGCAGCAUCUGUGGCAGCAGACCUCUACACUGGCCAUGCCGCUGCUUGGACGAGCCGCACAUAUGGGGCGCGUGCAGCUUCGACAACGCCGGACGGCAUUCACGGCUCCUCCGGUGAAGUGCUGGGCCCUGGUUCGGCCAGAGACAACAGAGACCAAUCCAUGCGAACAUGUCGUGGCGCUUUCAACGUCUCCUGCACCUCUUCCAAAGCACCGAAGCAGAUCAUGCAGGAGAUACACAAGGCGCUAACAUUGCAGCGAGUGGUCUUCAAGCAGGCAAACACCUUUCUCGUGCGUUGUCAAAAGCAAAGUUUGCGCUUUGAGAUGGAAAUCUCUCAUCUGGAUCACCUGGAAUCGAUUUAUGUUGUUCGUUUCAGACGCGCAGCUGGCGAGCUCGCAUCGUACAAGGAGCUUUGCUCCCGCGUGCUGGCCGAAAUGAAAAUUUAA
Molecule: messenger RNA, 2334 nt
Organism: Symbiodinium sp. CCMP2456
Lineage: Eukaryota; Dinophyceae; Suessiales; Symbiodiniaceae
Source: the annotation of a GenBank genome assembly